Molecule: messenger RNA, 981 nt
Organism: Aspergillus welwitschiae
Lineage: Eukaryota; Fungi; Ascomycota; Eurotiomycetes; Eurotiales; Aspergillaceae
Exons: 1
Coding region: 64-981 (305 amino acids)
Source: RefSeq, a predicted model, not a curated record
AUCCCGGAUUCUAAUGGCACAUACAAAUGCUCGACGACUUUGCACAGAGAAUGUGCGGCAGAGAUGUAUACGUGGUGUAAGGCCCGGGGACACUACCGCCUUUGGGCGUAUCUGUACAUCAAUUGGUACUGCCCAGAACAGUGGAAACUGUGGGCACGGGCGGCCGAUCCUAGCGACAUCCCCGUGGUGAAGACAUCGAUGAUUGUUGAGUCGCAUUGGCGAACACUGAAGCACGACUAUCUGCAUCGAUUUAAUCGCCCGCGGGUUGACCUGGUGGUGUGGGUCUUGACAUCUCGAGUUCUCCCGGAUGCAGUUCAUCGAAUGACAGCCAUAUCUAGUGGACAAUUCCGCGUGUUUAAGGCUCGCUGGCGAGAAGCAUUCAAAAAACAAUGGCGAAGGGAAAGCUGUAAGGCAGUUCAUCUGGACAAGUUGAAGGAAUACCAUACCAAUCCAGCCAACUGGGUUUGUGCAUGCAAAUCCUUCCUGCACAGCCGCUUCCUUCUAUGCAAACACAUUGUGCGUUGCUUUGAGUCACCCAGUCCUGGAUUUUUCGAAACUGUCAGUCGCCAAACAACAUAUCCUUUCUGGAACAAUGCCCAACUGAUCUUGCGACCCGAAUGUGACCCUGGAGAGGGGUUCAGGUCCGGGAAGUUGAACGGGAGCAAUCAAGUACGAGUUGCCGCACUGGAGCUUGAACUCGACUCCUCAGAGAGCGAUUCAGAGCUAGGCGGCAGUGAUGAUGAUCAAGACGCCAUCCCAAUGGAAAUACAGGUAGCAGAAUUCAGGAAGACGAUGCAGGAUGUAAUGGCACUUUUUGAGGACCAGGUGGCCAAGGGAAAUGAGAAGUUUGUGGAAAGAUUCAUAGCGUCUCACCAGAUGGAUCGUACCUUGAUGGAUGAAGUUAGGCAUCGUCGUAAUAUACGCAGCAUGCCACGGACUUGGGGUAAAUGGCGACACCCUGCAACCAUAUAUUUGAAGUAA